UUGGUACUGUACAUGUCCUACGUUUGUGUACCGUAAGACGUGCGUUUGUCAUGCAGGAAUUCCUUGUUGAUGAUCAAAAAUGUAAAAAGUCAACCCCCACGUUCACAAUUGUCAAUGUGUGUAUGUAUAACAGUAUAACAGUUCCAGCAAAGGCACGAUAGCAAAACCACAAUUAAAGCUAUCAACUAUAUGAAUAUCAUUAUGCUAGUGAACAGUUCAAUAGUUAUAAAGUAGGCACAUAAUAAUUUGAAUGCAUUCGUAAAUACUUAAAGUCACGCAAGCACUGUGGCCAUCACAUGUUGAUAGUUAGAGCUAAAUCUGUGAUUUCUGUUAUAUGCACACAACAACUUUUAUGCAUGCAGAUAAUUAUCAUUGUUAAGAGUAUUAUAAUACCGAGGCUAUAAACGGUAUGGUACGUACAAAGCAGAAUACAUUCACGUGCUGCAAUGAAAUAUUCAUGACUAGCUACACCUAUAUAUAAUUAUGUGUCACGCCUUGCCUGGGAAACAUUCCUAAUGUUCAUUGGCAGUAUAGCAAGGGGCAGAUAAUUUAUAGCCGAAAGAAAGCUGCAGUGUACAAUAGAAGAUGGCAACAGGUCAGUACAAUAUUCGAUUUUCCGACGAACAAGCCCGUAAUAGUAGCUACAAUAGCAGCUACCCAACAGCCAGGCCUAACCCAAAUGGAAAUCAGUACAGAAACUUUUCAGUGCCAUUAAGCCAAGAUCAGUACAACCACCCAUUUCCCGGCAUACAACCAUCAAACUACAGCUGCAGCUACGCAACAGCAUCAACUAGCCCAAGUGGGAAUAAGCCAGUGUACAAAAACUAUUCAGUACCCCAAUGCCAAGGCCAACAGGCUCCAAACCAGACAACACAAGGUCGAUGGAUAAACGAAGGACUACCCAGCCAGGGUAUUCCUGGGACCGAGCCUUUUCUUGUGCAAGACAAUUAUUUGGAGAACAACCAUACAGGAGAGCAUAGCAUGUACAGUGAAGAAUGCCGACCAGAUUCUGUAUCACAUGAAAUUGAGGGAAUUGACCAUGAACAACAGCUAAAACCAGGACUACCUAGCCAGGGUAUUCCUUGGACCGAGCCUUUCCUUGAGCAAGACAAUUAUUUGGAGAACAACCAUACAGGAGAGCAUAGCAUGCACAGUGAAGAAUGCCGACCAGAUUCUGUAUCACAUGAAAUUGAAAUUGAGGGAAUUGACCAUGAACAACAGCUAAAACCAGGACUACCUAGCCAGGGUAUUCCUUGGACCGAGCCUUUCCUUCAGCAAGACAAUUAUUUGGAGAGUUACCAUACAGGAGAGCAUAGUAUGCACAGUGAAGAAUGCCGCCCAGAUUCUGUAUCACAUGAAAUUGAAAGCCAUGAACAACAGCUAAAAUCAGGAGACUACAAAGAAAGAGAGGGCCACUCUGACCUGCCUGCUCUACAACAGGAUCCUACAAUUUUUUCCCUAAAGCUGGCUAUAAUUGUGGAGCCCAGAGAGAUGAUAACUAAACACAGAAGUUACCACAAUGAAAUCUGUGGGAAGGAGGCAGUAAAAAGGCUCAGGGUUUUCGGCGAUCACCACUACCUUACACGCUUCAGUGAAAAUCGAAAGUGUUACAUACUUUCUGUGUGCACCAGCGAUGAAGACUUACAAUUUGAAAAGAUAAAGCAUUUUCAACUGAAACUUUCUGAUCAGGGAAUCAAAAUUCAAGAAAAGAAACAAUUUGAAGACUUAGAAGAAAUGCUUAAAUACUAUGAAACCAGCAGGCUCGACACAGCCUUCCCAAGAAUUGGAGAUUGUCUCACUGAGGAUGACUACCGAGCAAGAGUCAGAGAGAUACGUGAGCAGCAAGUACAACAACAACAAGUACAAGAACAAGAACAACGACAACAACAAGCACAGCUGCGGCAAAAAAAACGGCAACAACAAGAAAAACGGCAACAACGACAACAACAUGAAGAAAAACAAGAGCAGAUAAUGGCGCAACUACUACAAACACUACAACAGCAACAAAAAGUGAAUGAUAAGCCCAAAACCGAAUGCACAAUAAUAUAGAUAAAGAGAAUACAUUCAUGCAGACAGCACAUUUUUGUUACAAGUAGAAAGCACAUUUGUUAGACAGCAUGUUUGUGAGCAGUAGAUGGCACACUUUCGUGAGCAGUAAAAAUUACAUACUUUAAGGUGACAUAUUUUCACAGGUAGAUUUGUUUGCGUUUUCACUGUUUAGCUCGUUUCUAAAUCCUGCUCAAGUUGUGAAAUUAAUGUUUUCAUAGCAUUUCUAAUUAUUGGCAAGUGGUUUUUAAUGAGAUUCAUUGCACUUUUCAAUUAUUGGCGAGUACACAUUUUUUUUUUUUGCAAUUUUACUCUUA
Halichondria panicea is the source of this 2363-nucleotide messenger RNA. RefSeq names its product involucrin-like. The record is from RefSeq and is a predicted model, not a curated record. The transcript is spliced from 12 exons. Bases 586 to 2049 code for a protein of 487 amino acids. NCBI's taxonomy places the organism in Eukaryota, Metazoa, Porifera, Demospongiae, Suberitida, Halichondriidae.